AGUUAAUUUGUCUUGCUUUAUAGUUUUUAUUUUCUCUAUUAUUUUGUAUUGUAUUACAAUAUUGUAAUUUUUAUAUGAAUAUUUUUAAGUUGUGAAACAAAUCAUUUCUUAUGGGAAAAUUCGCUUUGAUAUAUUGUUGCUUUGAUUAUAACCAUGUUUCUGGAACAAAUGUUUGCAAAAUCAAGAUUUUACUGUAAAUAUGACCUCAGUCUGUAUCUUUAAUAUCAUUUCCAAGUAGGAUACAACAGAGCAUAUGGAAGGGGAGAAUUGAAUCUCAAACUCCAGGUCUUUGUCUUACUAGCUGACUAACUUUAGGUAGAUGUCCAAAUCAAUUUCUUGUGCCUAUUUCUGUUUCCUCUUCUGUAACUUGAGACCAACAACAUGCAUCUUACUAUAACAUACAUUGAUGAGUGUGGUUGUGAAGAUGCAGUGGAUUUUUCUUUAAGUUCUCAGCUACUCUUACCAAAUGUUGAGGCCAGGACUGAAGAAAGUGAGGCAAAGGUCAGUUGUGCAUGAGAAUUUUCCUUUGCAGAUGGAUUGUUUUCCUAGGGAAAACAUGCCAAAUCUAUGCUCAUACUGGGUGUGGAUAGUGAGUAUGUUUUCAUUCAGAAUGCUUUACGAUUCCAAGGGAUCGCUGUAAUUUUAGGUAUUUGUUUUCUGGUUAAACUGAAACUGGUUAAACUUAUUUGCCUUCUGAUUCAACAGCCUAGGUAGAUGGUCACUGAAAAAUAGGCUUUAAUGGGAUCAACAGGAGUGAGAGUAGGCAGAGGAGAAAUUACAGUGACCCAGCCAGCCCAGAGCCACGACUGUUCUUCCAUCCUGUUGGGGUAAAUAUGCAGCCUUAACUUUUUAUUGCUAGGGUAGAAGUAUGGAAGGGGCACAUAGGAACUGGCAGGACCAUCCAGGGUGCAUCAGAUAUCAGUCGUGUCCUCAGACAGGAGAUGUGUGCCUGAGCUGGCAGUGAUCCGCUCUGCAUCUGACCCCUUCUCCUAGGAAUCUGGUUUAUGCGCCAUUUACAUGCUCUUCCGUAGAACACAGUGAAUCUGUAAAACUGUUUGGCAGUUAGUACUCAAGUGAUCACACCAUCUAGAGGUGUUUUACAGUUUAAUAUGUCUCUCAUAAAGGUUGGAAACUCUUUAGGUUCCCUAAAAUGAAUCUUCAGUGGUGGAAUUUCAUACAUCGAGGCCAAUAGAUUUCUUUAAAAAGAAAAUUUAUAGAUCGCUUUAUGACACACUCAGUUUUGCAAAAUACUGUACUAUUACAUAUAGCCAAACAUCUGUGUCCUAUCCUUGCACUGAGGGGCAUGUGAAAGCCACCACCAUUUUAAAGUGAAAGACUGCAUACUUGAAGUCCUUUUAAUUUCCACAUUCAGCUGAUACACCUGGAUAUUGCUUUAUUUUUGUAGAACAGUUAUGACAUCUAGUGGUUAACCCAAGUAAUUCCAAGAACUGCUUUGAUAUGCUAUUUUUCUCAACUACUUAUAUUUAAGUAUGAGAAUUUGCUAUUGAAAUAUCACCUUUAAAAUAUCCUUACACAUAUCUCUUUACAUAAUUAAUAAUAUACAAUAAAGAUUAAGACUUAGGGGCUGGGGAUUUAGCUCAGCGGCAUAAGUGCCUUCCUUGCAAGGGUGCGGUCGUGAGUUCGAUCCCUGGUACCAAAAAAACGAAAACAACAACAACAAAAAAAAGACUAACACUUAGAAUUUUUAAGUGAAAGGUUAUGUACAUUUAAAAUGCUGUCAUUGUCAAUUUGUCCUUUACAGGAGGUUUGUCUACUUUCUCUUUUACUAUAGUAGCUUGUUUUUAACUUUUGACAUUUUGAUUUUUCAUGUAAUGUAUAUAAAGGUUUUAUUUUAAAAUUUAAAUUUCAUAACAUUUAAAAUGCUAUCUUCCCUCCUGGGGUAUAAAGAAUUGAAAAUCAGAUAUGCUUAUAUAUCAUGUAUUUUAUGCAAAGUUUUGGGGUUUUUUUGUUUUGUAUUUUACAUUUAAUCCUUUCAUUUACCAAGUAUUUCAGUCACAUAGGAAAUGUAGAGAUUUAAAUUUGUUUUUCCCUAACAAUGUAAAGGAGAUUGGUAAAUUUAAAUAUAUAGCUAUUAAAAUAGUUGAGGUAGACAUCUAUAUAUACUGAUGAGAAAAUAUGUCAAAAAUUUACACCAAUAGAGAAGAACAAUUUUGAUAAUAUAAUUCUAUUUAUGUAGAAAACUAUUUCCAUGCAAAGGCACAGAAAAUGUCUGAAAGGACACACACACACACAUACACUCUGGUCACAUAUAUGUUAAUAGGAGAUUUUUCUAAGGACUACAUAUUGAUUCUUGACAAUGAAAAGCAGAUUUUAAUGCUUAUUUUUAUAUAGUCUUUUAGUGUUUGAUUGUAUUAACCUGAGCAUACAUUACUUAUAUUUGAAAAUUAUUUUGUAAAGAAUGUUUAGUAACAUGGGAUGAUGCUAUGGUUUACAUCUGAAACGUCCCCUAAAGGCACAAAGUACACAAAGUUAACCAAAAAUCUGAAUUUUAUAUAUUAAUGUAUAGACAUUAAGAUAGUAGUUAUAUUUAACAUUUUUAUACUUUUAAAAAAAAUUUUUGGUACCAGGGAUUGAACUCAUGACCAAGGCAGGUACUUAUGCCGCUGAGCUAAAUCCCCGGCCAUAUUUAACAUUUUUAAAUGCAAAUUUUUGUCUUUAAAUAAAAUUCUAAGUUUAUUAUUUACAUAAAUAUAAUCUACCAUUGCAAAACUUGUUUUGUAUACUCAACAUUGUUUUGGUAUUUACGUUGCUAUUUAAGGCUUAGUUCCUGCUGUGCUAGGGCUGUGGAACCCUUGAAGGGGCGGCUGAUGGCAGGCCUCAUGAGCAGAUCGGGGAUCUCAGCUCCCUUUUCUCUCCUUCACUCCCGUAUGCAGCAAGAGCUUCCAUAAGCACAUGCUUUUGUCUCAAAACAACAGGCAAGCUAGGGACUAAAAGCUCCAAAACUAUGAGCUGAAAAACUCUUCCUCUUUUUUAGUUCACUGUUUUUCCCAAAAAAUAUUACUUUGGUUCACAAGAAAGUGUUUGAUUUUCAUGAAUUUUUACCUGGAAAUUAGUGAAAACUGUGUACACAGGAUGCUAUAACAUUUCCACAGAAGUAAACAGCCUUACAUUUUUAUUACUUCAUUUACUUCAUUUACUCAUUUUUAUUACUUCAUUUACUUCAUUUACUCAUUUAACCUGUGCAAAAGAGAAGCAGUGAAUACUCAUGUUUCAUAAAUGAAAAAACUGGGGACAAUAGGGUGUAACUUAUGCAAGGUCACCAGGUAGUUGACAAAACUAGCAUCUAAAUUCACCUCCUUUUCCCACAGUGCAGAAUCACUGUAACCAUCUCUGUUGUUAUAAAUGCUUAAAGGAUGAAUUUCUCUAUAAGGGAAAAUGUAAAAGGCUGUUUGUCUAAACAUUAUCACUUCCAGACUUGUAGGUUACAAGUUGCUUCAUGCAUUACUUUAUCUUCUGGCUAAAUUGUUGAUGAAAUUCGCUAAAACAAUAAAACCAUGUGUACAUUCAGACCUUCAUUCUCAGAUUUUCCAACUGGAAUAAGAGUCCACUAAUGAGAAUUUCUCUCCCACUCCUGAUAAUUGCACUAGUACUUUAGACACUUUAUUGUGAAAUAAAUAAAACUAUAGAGGAUAAUAAAGAUAAUGAUGUUGGCUAUCCAGCUAUCAUGCAGCUACAUAUUUUGUCAUAUAUUUGCUUUACAAUUUUUAAACAAUAAAGUUCCUGCACGUGUUUGUCCAAUCCCAUUCUUUUCUUGUACAACUCAAUCUGAAUUUUAUAUAUUAAUUUAUACAUAGUAAUACAGUACUGUUGCAUUUAACAUUUUAAUUUUAUUUUUUAAAUUUAUUUUUUGCACUUAACAUUUUUAAAUGAAGAUUUUUUAUAUUUAAAUAAAAUGAGCUAACUUUAUCUUUAUAUAUAUCUACCAUUCCACAUUCAUGUUUGGGUGUUUAUCUUGCUAUUUAGAUCUAGCAAUUGUACACCUGCAGCUUUUGUGAUAUUAUGAGUGAGGUCUUUGUUUCAAGUACAAUUUCUAAUUGGUUAGAUUCCUACUGCUACUUUCUAGAAUAAGACGCUCACAGGAUAUCUGAUUUCUAAACUAAAUCACUUCUAGUAUCAACAAACACAUGUUCACGCAUCACAGAUACUCUCUUAGUCCUUAUCCGGAGUGUUUUCCAAGAGGUACAGGUGAAGCUAUGUUCUUUUCUUACUCUGUCACCCAGAGAGCUUAUUUCCCAGGGAUUUCUUAAUGUGUUUUCAAAUGGAGAACUAUAAACCCAAGCAAAAACUGCAACUCUCCAGAAAGACUCUUGGACUGGAUAUCAAGAGAUUUGGGAUCUCAUGUUGGUUUGACCUUGAUGGCAGUCACGUAGACUUGUGGAUCUCCUCAUGUGUAGGAAAACUGGAGAUGGAGAAUUGUAAGGAUUUCUAAACUAAGAACCUUUCCACUAGGUGAAUUGUAGCAGAGAUACCUGUGGAAUUAUAGUGUGCGACAGGCAAGUUUUUCUAGCUGAUGCCUUUCUGGGGAUCCUUUACAUCAUCAGAUGCUUGUUUAUGUGUUAGUUCUCUCUCUCUCUCUCUCUCUCUCUCUCUCUCUCUCUCUCUCUCUCUCUCUCUCUCUUUUUUAAACCGGUAUCAGGGAUUGAACUCAUGACCAUGUACUUGCAAGGCAGGCAUUUAUGCCGCUGAGCUAAAUCCCAGCCCUAUUUGAUAGUUCUCUUGUCUAAUGUUUAAAUUCUUAAGUGGUAAAUAAGCAGUUUUAUACAUUCAUGGUUGAAACUUUCUUAUGAAACCAUAUCCAAUAAAAGCAUUCAAAAGACAGCAUAUCCAAACUCAUAAAAUGCUAUUCUUCAGAUUUGUACAUUUCAUUAUAUGUAAAUUUUACGUGAAAAUACAGGGGGCAUAGCUCAGCAGCACAAGUGCCUGCCUGGCAAGCACAGGGUUAUGAGUUCAAUCCCUGGGAUUAAAAAAAAAAAAAAAAGAAAAGAAAAGAAAAAAGAAAACACUAUAGAGACAAAUAAACAUAAAGAAUAUCUGUGACUUCAUAUAACUGAGAUUUUAGGAGAAAUAAAAUUUGGAUUUAAGCUUCUAAUCAGAUUUCUGCAUAGAGUAAAACAAAGGUCUUCUUUUUUGUUAAUAAUUCAAGCAAGAUAAGAGCUGUGAGUUCAACAUGAUCUGCUCCUAUUGAGAUAAGUAGAGUCACGUAAUGAAAAUGAAGGUUAAAGGUGCAUGAUAUUUGUGACAUUUAUUCUGACCACCUGUCAGUGCUAGAGAAAAAGAUCAGUACUUUUAAUAACACCAGAGUCUCCUGGGUGAGCACUGUCUGGUUUCUAUGAGAACUGGAAACCCGAGCUUAGACCGUAUUCAUUCUUUCUCACUGUUUUGAACUGACAUUAUAAAAAGACAUUUUCCAAAACUACUCAAUAGAAAAAUUACCAAACAAAUAGGUGUUGAUUAGGGUUCUUUGUAUGCAAACAAAAGCAACUAAUUUAUGCAAAAUAAAAAAUCACUGGAAAUAUUCUUGGUAACUCAGGGAAUCAAAGGAAAUGUUGAGCAAUUAUACCACAAGCAGGAAAGCUCUGGCAUGUCAGCUCUAACUAUUUUUCACUCUGCUCAAGAUCCAGAAUCUUGGAAAACAGACUGAUUUGCCUGACUCAUGCCAUGUGGCCCCUCCUUGAUUUGUGUGUUGUUGGCUAACAGAGGAAAACAGGGAGGAAACUUUCAUCAUCAUGUACUUCCAGGAUUGCGCAUGACAGUGAAGGGAAGAUUUCCAAGAGAAAUCAGAACUCUCUUACUGAAGAGGAGGGAAUAUCUGCAUAAAUGAGUCAGGAGGGCACAGGAGACAUUCAUUUACCCCUCCUGUCAUGAUUCCUCGUGAGGCCACAUAUACCAGGCUCCUUGCAGAGUCUCCUAGCAUAAGCACCAGAAAGGUCUGGGAUUUUGAGAGGAUGACUCCAAAAACAGCAACCCCAGAUUUGGGAAAUGGAGCUAUGAUCUAGUCUUCGGGAGGCACCAAGCUGCCAGUAUGGACUUACAUCCUCUCAAGUAGCUUUAUUUGAAAACUCUUGAGCGUGCUCAGAGCACACUCAUGGGCAGGCUGACCUAGAAAGAUUCCAGGAGAGCGUAAACACGUCCAAGAGGACUCCCGCCCUGCCUCCCCCCAUCUUGUUACAGUAGGUAGUUCCCCUUCAAGAUCUCUGUUCAUGUCCCACUUGCACUCAGCUUAAAAAUACAACUUCAAAAUGUUUCUCCCAUCGUCCUCGUUUUGCUCCUCUGCUACUGCCAUUGCCCUCGCCUGAGAAGCAAAUACUGCAAAUGUGCAGACUCUAGGGUGGACUAUGGGUCCGAGUCUUGGCUCUGUUCCUCUUUGCUAGAUGGAUGUCCCUGUCCUCUGUCCCUAUCUGAGCUACUAUGAGUGCUGCCCUUUCACCACUUACAGUAAACUCCCCCUCCACUCUGCCUUCUCACCUGUGGCUUCUUACCUAUCCUCUUUGUGAUAAUAGCCAUUCUAACUGGUGCAGGGGGGCUCAUUUUUGUUUUUGAAAAAGGGUCACAGGGCUGGGAAUUUAGCUCAGCACUGUAAGCACCUGCUUGGCGAGUACGGUAUCCUGUGUACGAUUACUGUACAAAAAAAAAAAAAAAGAAAAGAAAAGAAAACAGAAGGUUACACUCUAUAGUUCAGACCAGCCUAAAAUUUGCUAGGUAGCUCAGGCUGCUCUUGAGCUCACUCUCCUCCCACCUUUACCUCAGUGCUGGUCAUUAUGGUUUUAAUCUGCAGUUCUUUGAGGAUUAGUAAUACUAUUUUUUUCACAUGCCUAUUGGUCAUUUAUAUGUCUUCUUUGGAGAAAUGUCUAUUCAGAUCUUCAACCCAUUUUUAUUUGGAAUACUUUUUAACUAUUAUCUGAAUUUUUAAUAUAUUUUGGAUAUUAAUAUCUUAUCAGAUAAAUGAUUUGCAAAUAUUUUAACCCACUUUGUAUUUUCCACAUGAAUGUACCUUUUGCUGUACAGUUUGAUCCAUUCUCAUUUGUCUAUUUUUGAUCUGGUUGCUUGUGCUUUUGGGAUCUUAUUCAAAAUAUCAUUGCCCAGAGCAGUGUCCUGGAAAGUUCUCUGCAUGUUUUCUUCCUAUAACUGUAGUUUUAUAGUUUCAGAUUUUACCUUUAAGUUUUAAUCCGUAUGUAUAUGUGAUGUGAGAUAAAGAUGUAAUUUCAUUUUAAUCUGUAUGCCAUCUCAUUUUUCCAGCACCAGUAAUUGAAGAAACUGUCCUUUCUCUAUUGUGUGUUCUGUGCAUCUUUGUGAAGAAUCAUUGACUGGUCCCUGGACAUAUUUUUAGGCUAUUAUAUUCUUUUUUUAUUCAUUUUAUUUCAAAGAAAAAAAUACAACAAAAUAUCAAAACACAAUAAUCAGAGGACAACAAUGGUAUAUACAUUGUACAUAGGCUAUUAUAUUCAAUUGGUCUAUCUAUCUUUUUUCUACCAAUACUAAUGCUGUUUUAAUUACUGUAGUUUUAUAGCAUAUUUGGAGGUCAAGUAGUGGCUAACUCUAGCUUUGUUCUUUUUGUUUAAUAUUGCUUUGGCUUUUGGGGACUUUUGUAGUUCCAUACAAGUUCUAGAUUUUUGUUUGCUUGUUUGUUUUUUAGUUCUGAGAAUUUUGAAAGAGACUUAAUUGAAUCUUUUUGGUAGUAGGGGUAUUUUAACAGUAUUCUUCUAAUUUAAAAACAUAGGAUAUCUUUCUAUUUAUUUGUGUCGUUUCAAUUUCUUUCUUCAAUAUCUAUAGUUUUCAGCACAUGUCUUUUUAUAUGGUGCUGGGGAUGAACCAGAGCCUUGUAUAUAUCAGGUAAGUGCUCUACCUGUGAGCCACACCCUGGCCUUGUAACUUGAUUCUUAAGUCCUUUCUUUUCCUUUCUCUGUCUCCUUCUCUGUCUCUUUCUCUCUUUCUUCCUUCCUUUGUUCCUUCAUUCGUUCUUUCCUUCCUUGUGCACCUAUUGUGAAUGGGAUUGUUUUCUCCAUUUAUUUUUUUCAGCUUGUUCAUUGUUGGUGUGUGAAAUGCUAAUGAUUUUUAUGUGUUGGUUUGUAGCCUAUCACUUCGCUGAAUUUGAUUAUUGGUUUUAACAGUUUUUUGGUGAGUUUUUUAGGUUUUUAUAUGUAAGAUAGUGGUUUGGGAAAAUAGUGAUAAUUUGACUUUCUUUUUCCAGUUUGGUUGCUCUUUAAUUUUUUUCCUCUUACCUGAUAGCUCUGACUAUAACAUUCAGUACUAGGUUGAAUAAAAAUAUCUUUGCUUCUUGUAGAUCUCAGAAGAUUUUCAGCUUUACUCAGUGAAUAUGAUAUUAGUUGUGAGCUCAUGAUAUUGAAAUUGUUUCUAAGCUUAGUUUUCUCACGGUUUUUAUCAUUAAGGGAUACAAUUUUAUCAGAUACUUUUUCAACACUGUUGAGAUAAUCAUAUGCCUUUUGUCCUUCAUUCUAGUAAUAGGAUAUAUUACAUUUACUGAUUUGCAUGUGUUGAAACUCUCUGGUAAAUGGACCUUUUUCACAUUUUAUUUUUUAUUUUUCUAAUUUUUAAAUUGGUACAUUUUAGAUACACAUAAUGAUAAUAUUGAUUAUAGGGAAUCUGGGCCUGUACAUGAUGUAUCUUUCUUCUCUUUCCCCAUUCCUCUCCCCUCCCUCGGACCUCUCUUCCCCUCCUAUUUACAGAAACAUUGCUUCCAUUUAUUUCUUUCUGCUCUCUUUUUUCUUGUCUCUUCUUUCCUCUCCACCUCCCCUUCCCUUGAACACCUUCUCAUUUGAACAUUUUCUUCCCAUUUUCCAAUAUCUAUUAUAUAUAUUAUUUACAUUUUCAGUCUUUGAACUGUUUUCAAGAUUUAGCUUACAAAUUGUGCUACUGUAAAUAUGGGUGUGCAUAUAUUGCUAUGGUGCUGUGCUUUUAAUUCUUUUGGGAUGAUACCAAGCAGGGGAAUGCCUGGGUCAAAUGGAACCACUAGUUUUAGUAUUAUGAGGAAUCUCUGCACUGAUUUCCAUAGUGGUUACAACAGUUUACAUUCUCACUAAUGGUGGAGAAGGAUUCCUUUUUCUCCACUGGUUCAGCAGCAUUUGCUGUUGGUUGAUUUCUUGAUAAUAGCCAUUCCAGGACUGAGUUUGGGUGUAUUGCUUCCCUGUCCAUUUCAAUAAAGAGUUUGAGAAGUAACAACAUUAGAUCUCCUCUAAAUUUCUUUCUUUUUUUCUUUCUUUUUUUUUUUUUUUUUUUUUUUUUUUUUGUCUUUUUUGUUUUUAUCGGUACCAGGGAUCGAACUCAUGACUGCCUGCUUGCAAGGCAAGCACUUAUGCCGCUGAGCUAAAUCCCUAACCCCACCUCUAAAUUUCUAAUAAAGUUCAGCAAUGAAUCUGUCAGACCCUGGGCUUUUCAUUGUUACUAGGUUUUUAAUUACAUCUUCAAUUUCAUUGAUAUUUAAAAUUUUUAUAUCUUCUUGCUUCAGGAUUGGUAAUUUAUAGGUAUCUAAGAAUCUGUUCAUUUCUCUUGUUUUUCAACUUAUCAGAAUACAGGCUCUUGAAGUAGGUAUUGAUAACCUGACUUUCUGCAGGAUAUGUUGUGAUUUCACUCUUUUAAUUCAUAAUUCUUUGGAUUUGAGUCUUUACUUUUUUGAUAAGGUUAGCUAAGAGCUUGUCAAUUUCAUUUAUUCUUCCAAAGAACCAACUCCAAUUCAUUGAUUCUUCAUAUUGUUUCUGCUUUGAUCUUUGUAAUAUCCUCCCUCAUACAAGCUUUAGGCUCCUCUUUUUCUAGAAGCUUGAGGUUCAUCAUUAAUUUGUUCAUUUGAGAUCACUCUUUUUCUGAUAUGGGAAUUCACUGCUAUAAAUGUUUUCCAUAGGACUGCUUUCAUUGCAUCACAUAAGUUCCUGUAUGUUAUAUUGGUAUUGUCAUUUAAUUAUAGAAACUAUCUAAUGUCUUCUUUAAUUUCAUCUGUGACCUAUUGGUUGUUCAGGAGAGAGUAAUUUAAUUUAUUUUACUUUAUUUUUUUUAUUUAAGGAGAAAAAGGAAAAAAAAAACAAAAAGGGUACAAGUUAUACAGAAUUUCAGAAAAUAUAACAAUAGGAAAUCACUAGUUAAUAGAUUACAUAUUGUUAUCCUAGAAAUAGUUGUUCAAGUUACAAAAUUAAAGCAUAUAAAGUGAACUUUCAAACAAUGAGACUGCAAACAGUUUUGUUCAAUGAUCCAACAAAACUCAGUAAUAUGGUUAUCUAUCUUAUACACUUAAAUAUAUAUGCAGUUAUAUCCUUUAGAACGCUUUCUUUUACUUUCUUUUGUACAAUGACAAUUACACAUUUUGGGUUUUAUUACUCCCACAGUUCUUAUUACUUUUUUUGAAGAGAGUAAAACCAAAUGUGAUAGAACAGAGUCAGUCAAAUCAAAAGAUGGACAUAAUAGAUAAUGUAAAAACAAAAUACUAGGUGAUCAACAAUGGUUACCAUACUGCCUCUUGCUAUCUUAAAAAGAAUUGCCUAUAUCAUCAGUUAUAAUAAAACUGAACAACACAGUAAAGAAUAAAACCAAAACAUUGGAGACAUUACAGGACUUUAAAAGAAGAUAAUAGUCAACUGGAAUGGGCGUCAUAAUGAAUCUUAUUAUCUUUACAGUUGUUGCCUAUACUUUUGAACUUGGUAAUAUCAAACAAAGCAGAAUAGAGAAAAUCAGUCAAAGCAAGAUGGUUAGGGCUAUACAGGGUUUCAAAUCAAGUUAAUAGCAAAUCAUAGUGGGUUACUAUAAUGUAUCCUGCCAUUUUUUUAUUUUUCCCUUAAUUAAAAAGAUAAAAAUUAAAAAAUUUUAAAAAAGGAGACUGAGAUAAAAGAGGGCAUAACAACAAAACAGCACAGGUCAAAGCAUAACCAUUUAAGCAAAAUAGUGUUUCACCACAAGAUAUCCUGACAUAAAAGUAGUUACCAUAGUGUCUCUUUUCUUGAAAUCUUUGAGUAUAACUUCGUAUACUGUAGCACCAAACAUAUCAAGACAAUGUAAAACCAUUCAAAAGAAUGACAGUAUUGCAGGGUAUUUAGAACCAACUAUCAGAAAAUGAACAGUGGUUUCUGUAUUAUCUCCUUGUCUACAAACUUUUUGCUUAUAUUAUCACAUAUAAUAAAAUACAGUAAGAUACAACCUGUUAAGACUAAUGGAGACAGAAAAAUACAAGCUUGAUGCAACUUCAAAGCAAGAUGAUACUAAAUCAGCACUAGCUAUUAUGAUGUCUUGUUUUUUCCAAAAUAGCUGUUCCUACCAUCCAAUCUUCUCUGCCUCAUUUCUGUUGAGCUCUUUUUCUGUUGUUUGUUGUCAGUUUGUCUUCUUUAUUUCACUUUCUGCUCCAUUCAUUGUGGCCUCUCUGCCACUGUUUCUGACAUCUUGGAGUUUUCCUUUUUUAGAAUGUCCUGCAGUAUUCUCUGUAGAGUUGAAUUGGUGGUUGCAAAUUCCCCUAGUUCCUCUUUAUCCUGGAAGCACGUUAUUUUUCCAUCAAUUUCUAGGGACAGUUGUGCAGGCUAUAUCAACCUUGACUGACGGUUGUUAUCUUUCAAAGCUUGAAUUAUUUCCCCCCAUGGUCUUCAUGAUUUGAUGAUUUGUGGUGAGAAGUCUGCUGUAAUUCUGAGCGGUGUUCCCUUGUAAGUGAUCUGUUUUUUGUCUCUGACAGCUUUUAGUAUUCUGUUCUUAUAUUGGAUUUCUGGAAUUUUGAUUAUUAUAUGCCUGGGUGUAGCUCUGUUUGGGUUGUAGGUGGCUGGGGUCCUGUAUGCCUCAUACAUCUGAGUAUCUUUAUCUUUUGCUAAAUUAGGGAAAUUCUCUUGGAUUAUUUCUGUGAAUAGCUUUUAUAGUCCAUUUGUUUGUGUCCCUACUUCUUCUUUUAUGUUCUUAAUUCUUAAGUUAUAGAUCCUCUUAUCAUCUUCUAGCCUUUGUAUUAUUGCUGUUUUGUUAUUUUUAAGAAGUUUUUCAUUUCAUGCUCCCAUAUUACAAAUCUGCCCUCCAGUUCAGAUAAUCUAUCCUUAGUUUCUUUCAAGCUGUUAUGCCAGCUUUCACUAGAGUUUUUAGUUUCCUGGUAAUCUCUUUGAACUUGCUUCGCAUAUUCUAUGUUUUCUCUAUUUUCUCCAUCAAACAAUUCUCCCCUUUUUUUCUGUUCUUCCAUUCCACCAUCUGUUUUUUCUUGGGCGGUGCCUAGCAUUUCUCUAACUAUUCUACUUAUAUCUUGCUUUAUUUCAUUAAAUACUUCAUUUUUAAACUGGUCUAUGAGGCUCUGGAGAUAUCACUUUAUGCCUAUUGGUGCCAUGUCUGAUGUUGCAUGUUUUCUGCUUCCUUUGCGUUUCCCUUUCCUGUGUUCUCAGGAUUGGGGACUGAGGACCCUUUCUUGUUGCUUCCUCUUCCCAUACUUUUUGUUCCUUCCAUACAAGCGAAUGUGGGAGGCCCAAUUUUUUUCUCUUUUUCAGUUACAGUUUGUUUGAGUUGCACCGGCUAGAUGUUCCCGCCCACUGCAGUGUACUAGGGAGACACAGACCUGGGCAGCCUCUGCUUGGCCCUCCCCUCCAGGUCAGCCUACUGAAGGCUUCACUGCUAGGGUGCACUCCAGGCACUGGGACCUGGUUUGGCUCCAGGCACUGGGACUUGGUUUGGGCAAGCCUACUGGGUCUUAAUCAGCGGCAUCACACAGGCCAGGCACUCCCCACCAAUCCCGCUUGAGAGGGAAAUAUACGACUAAUGUCACUGCAGCGCCCUGUUCUGGCAAGUCUUCCUGGUCCCAGUAUGUCCUUUGCUGGAGCCUCCUACUCUAUGAAAGGGUCCCUGUUCCACUCACUCACCGCAAGUCGAUGUAGGGCUCCCUGCUAGUCCUGCUCUCAACUCUGUUUGCAGAUUCCUGCUCUCAGAGCUUUCACGCAUCUCUGUCCCUGCCCUCCAAAUUUGGACCCAACAGCGGCAGCAGGAAAUUCUAAUCGUGGCUUCCAGUGGCACGGUUCCAGCUUCUGCACUGAGAUUUUAUCUGUUCCUGUUAUAGUACCAGGAUUGGAUUUCUAGUUGGUUUCUCUUAGCUUAGUUCAUUCCUGGAUCGGCAGGGUGUAUCUCCCCUUUCUUAGGACUCCUCGUACUGCACCAUUCCUUGAUUUUACACAGGGUAUCUCAGAGGGCCUCCAUAGCUACUAUCUAUCCACCACGUUCUUUCAGAAGUCGGCAAGCUUACUUUUGGCCUACCAGGAAGAACAACUGAUUAGAACAAUUGUGUCAUCUUGGCUAAAGUAGUACAAACAGCAAUAGCUGUAGCAUCAAACACAGUCUGGAAAAUGACAGACUGUGGUACCUAUUAACUUGCUACCUUUGACCAUAUGAACUAGAUUUUGUGUUAUAAAAGAAAACAUAAAACAAACCAGAAAAUUUUAUACCUUAAAUAUGCCCUCAAUAUAGUAUUUUUACUCUCAAUGGAGAAAACUUAAAAGGUCCUUGGGGAAAAAAGUAGAGGAAGAGAAGAAGUGGACAGAUUAGAAGUGAGGCUGGAGGACAAAGGAAGAUUACACAAACUUUGGCAACUGGAGAAUAAGGCAGGUGAGAAAGAGAGAAGGAAGAAAUAUCAAGAACAGAACAGUAUUAAGAAAAAAAUUAGUAACGAUGUUUACACUUAUAGAAAAACAAGAACUAACAAUCAAAACAAAACAAAUACAAAACCAAGAAAAUACAAAAAGCAAGAAAAAGUCCACUUCAGGGCUUGUCUCUGAUGUCACUGAGAGACACAAUGGGUAGACAUAGCACAGGCCCAUGUUGAUUAACCCAAGCAAGUCAUCUGUAGAUUUAUGGUGAGUUAGUGGAUAAUCCCAGAAAGCCUCCCUUUUAGUUAUACUGAUGUUCAGGCUGACUUCUGGUUGUGAGGCUGAAACUUGAAUUGUUCAGCCUGAAACAAUCCAUAUGCCUCCUACUAUCUUGAAUUCAGUUCCGUGACCUUUUGUUUACUUGAACUCAGUUCUGCCUCACCCUGACACUGGGAGAAGAUAGAUGCAACCAUACGGUAGCUAUUCUGAGUUCUGAGCUUGGUUGGCCUUUCUCCAUGAUGGCUACUGGCCAAUUGCCCUCUCUUGUGUGACAUCUGAACCUGAAUAAAUCACCAGCUUCUGUAGUACACUGCAACUGCUGCUUUGUUCCACUGAUGUGUUUCUCUGUGGAGGCCUCUGGCUGGCCAGUAGUCUCUGUGAGUUUGCAGGUUUGAGCCACUCAUCCCAUGCAGUGAGUCAGAGCUCAGGAGAAAGCACCACUUGACAUCCCGUUCUUCUGCACUGAGGUCUGUCUCUUGCCUCCCUCCCUGAGUUUCAAUUCUCACUGGGUCCUGGGGACCCGCUUUCCUCCUUCUUCUCUUCCUCACAUUGCUACAUGCCAGCAUCUGGAUACCAAAUCUUGGAGAGUCUUUUUCUUGCCAUUCACCACCUUGGUAUCUUCCUGGAAGUCUUCGAAUGGGUCUUUUAGCAUUUUGUUGAAUUCAAUUUGCUAGUAUUUUGUUGAGGAUAUUUGGAUCUUUCUUUAUUAGAGAUAAUGGCCUGCAAUUUUCUUCUCUCAUAGUGUCCUUGUCUAAUUUUGCUUUUAGGGUAAUAACCUCAGGGAAUGAAUUUGGAAGGAUUCUCUAGAAUUUCUUUCUUUCUUUCUUUCUUUCUUUCUUUCUUUCUUUCUUUCUUUUUGGAAGAGUCUGGGGAGAAUUUGUAUUAGUUCUUCUUUAAAUAUUUGUUAUCAUUCAGAAUGGAGCCUUCUGGUCCUGGGUUUUGCUUUGACAAUUUUUUUUUCCAGUGCUGAGAUUAAACCCAGAGCCUUGCACAUGUUAUAAUUACUGAAUCAGUCUCCUUAUUCAUGAUUUGUCUGUUUUAGAUUUUGUGUUUCGCUAUGAUUUAAUUUUUGUAGGUCUGUGUUUCCAGAAAUUUACAUAUUUUUAAAAAAGUUUUCCAACUUGUGGGAGUAUAAUUAUUUUUAAUAAUAUCAUGAUCUUUUUAUUUAUGUGGUCUCAGUUUUAAUUAUAAAUUUCAUAUAUUUAUCUUCUCUCUGAUUUUGUUAAUCUAGCUAGAAAGUUUGUUGAUUUCGGUUAUCUUUCUUCAAAACUGAAAUUUUAUUUACAUAUUUAUCUUGAGACAAUGUCUUGCUGUGUUGCCAAGCUGGUCUCUAAGUCCCAUGCUCAAGUGAUCUGCCUGCUUUGGCUCCCCCAGUAGUUGGGACUCGAGGUGUACACCACUACACCCAGCUUCCUAAAUCUUACUUUGUCAUUUCCAUUGUUCAUCUAGUCUCUAUUUCAUUAUUUCUACUCUGAUCUGUACUGUUACUUUCCUUUUACUAACUUUUUUUUUUCUAUUUCCUUUGAAGUAUAAUAUCAAAUUGUUUGUUUGGAAUCUUCUUUUUGAAUGUAGGUAUCUAUUGCCUAGCAUGUCCUGAACCUUGCACACCACCAUUGUUGCUGGUGUUAUUUUUUACAACAGGCAGAAGUUGAAGUGACGAUUUCUGAAAAUAUUUUUGAAGCCAGAUGAAAAGUUUUCUAGUAGAACUACAAACAAUUCUGUGGAAAGAGGCCACUCAGCUAUCCUCCUGAGGAAUCUGAAUUUGAUUUAAGUCUGAAGAAAAGAUUGAGAUUUAAUUUUAAAGACUCUGCCAAAGACAUGACCUUCAGUUUUUUUUUCCCCCAAGAAUGUCUCUUAGAGCCCACAACACAAAUUCAACUCACGUGAGAAUGUAAAUCAAGUUAGGCUACACAAUCACAUAUGCUACUUCUUACUGGCUUCAUCUAAGUUUGAUGGCAAAGUUUAGGUUGCAACAAACUUGGAGAUCCCUGAGAAGGAUCUUUCAUUUCAAGGUCUGAAAUGAUUAAAUGAUUAAAAUUGCUCUUUAAUAAUUAAACAUGCCAUCUGUGUAAGACAGAGUGUGACCUUUCAUCCAGGGUCUCUCAGGCGCUUCUAGAGUUUCUGCAGUUGGCAUAUAUGAUAUCAAAAACCCAUUGCUAUGCUUCCUUUGAAAUAUUAGAGGUGCAGACUUAGAGCAGCUGUUUGUGUGCUGCUAGAUUUUAUUGAAAAGUGGGUUUUAAAAGCCCUUCGCUUGUCAUUUUGAGUUAGCAUACCUUAAUCACAAAUCUCACCAUAAUGUAAUUCAACUGAUGCCUGAAACUCAAUACAGCAGAACAUUGGCUGAACAGUACACUUGGCAGCAAUAACCACCUAGAAUGUAUGUUUUCCAUGGAAAUGUCCUUUUACAUUAUAUGUGGCCUCAAGAGUGUCUAAUAGAUUAUAAAUAUCCCUUUUUAUAUAACAAGACACGAAAUCUCCAUUAUGCUUGCCCCUCUUUCCUUUAACCCCUACAGGGAGUAUAUAAGGGGAUAUGAUCAUCCAUUCACUUUCAGGUUCAGAGACUAAUAAUACUACUAAAAAAUUGAUGUGACCCUGUCAUUAAGCCAACUGUAGUAAUUAGUCAGUGGUAAGUAGAUUUGUUUGUCUUAAAGGUCCUAUGAGGAAACUUCCACAAUUUAGUGAACAGUUCAGUGAUCAGAAUGGAGGAGUAUCAGUCACAUAAACAAAAAGGCCUCUGUGUGUUUGGGAAAUGAAGAUAUAAAACUUGGUUAUCGUAAUACUCAACCAGCAGUAUACUGGAGACUUUUUAUCUGCUUGUCUUCAAAAGGCUGUUUAUUUAAAAGUUCAUCUGUUAAGACUACAUUUGAAAGGUUUCAGUGUUGAUUUUAGUGCUGCUUUUCAAGAUAAAUUUGACUGCUCAAGUCCAUUUAAUGCCUUCAUAUGGACCUUUAAAGUCCGAUGCAAAGAUAAGUAAGCUAGUGUUAUUUUUAAAAUACACUACAAAUUUUAUUUUUAAAAAUCAAACUGCGGGGUAAGUUCUUUUAGAAUUUGUUUCUCACAUAAACUUAUAUCCAGGGCUAAAGCGAGGUGAUCUUGGUUGCUUUGUUGAUACAUUCAUGCAUUAAUGCAUGGAUUUAAGUGGACUGAAUCCUAGGCAGAAUUCGCUAGGCACUGGGACUUAACAUAGAAUGGGUUACAUGUGCCCAUUUUUCCCCCCAGCACUAUUUUAAGUCCUGAGACAGAUCAUGGGUAUGCACUCAUUUGUUUAUUUAUUUGAAAAUAUUUACUCAUGAGUUCUUCCUAUAAUAGCACAAGAAAUAACAUGGAUGAGAUGUUGAAGAACAUAACCUUGGAUUGCUACAGGGAGCUAAGGUUGUAAGAUAACUAGACCUAAUACAAAGUGACUUCAUUUUAGUACAUGGAUACGUUGUGUGUGUGUGUGUGUGUGUGUGUGUGUGUGUGUGUGUGUGCUGAGGGAGAGGCAGUUCCCUUUGUGCAGGGAGAGUGUGCUAUUUAUUCACCCUUCGAAUCCACUUUCCAUCCUUUCCUACCCGGCUGUUUGUUUACAGCUUGACGGAGCUGAGUUUCUUUGCCCUCUGCUUUAGUAAGGGUAGACAGCAGGGAAGGGAGAGGCGUUUAUUCCUCUCCUCUCCCAGCCAAAUGGAUUUCCUGUACUUUCUCCCCACAGUUUAUAUUGGGCAGCUCUUCAGUUGUCUAAUUCCAGCCUCUCCACCCUCACCGCAUCACUGGGUUUCAGGGCUGCUAACAGCUUCCCUGUAUCAUUGGUCCUGUGUCACCAUCCUCUAUGCUAGUCACUGGUCCUCAUCUCUUCCCGCCCUGGAGCUCUCUCCACUUACUGUUCCCACUUGGCUGCCGGCUGACACAGGGAGCACUACGGAUGCCCAGGAAGAUACUGCAGAGCUUACUUUAACUUGGUGUUUUCAUCGUGUACACAGAACAAAGCUGCCAUCAGGACUAAAAACAUCCCAUCUCUGCUGUCAAUAGAUGGCAUUCAGAGUCGUGCACAGAUAUUGAGUGCGUGAAGUGUUCUUUUCUAGAGUCCAUUGCCUGCUUCUACUUUAAAUCUUUUACAAAUUUUAACUCUAUACUAGAUAAAUGCAAAACCAGUGAAAAUAGAUAUAUUUAGGAUUUAUUAAGGCAACAAUAGGGCUUAUUUGAAAAUAUGUAAAGAACAGAGAAAGAUGUAUGUGCACAAGGAAUAAAAUUUUUUUGACAGGAACAAUUCUGAAAGACGGAGAGUAAAUUGAACGACAAAAGUGCUGUACUUAACUACUAUGGACUGAAUUUUGUUGUACUUUCCCCCCAUUUAUACAUUGAAACCCUAACCCCCAGCCUGAUCGUAUUAAGAAACUGCUAAGGUUUGAUGAGAUUAUAAGGGUUGAGCGCUAUUCUGAGAGGACAUGUGGGCACUAGUGAAAACUAGAAGCCAGCUUGUUUAAAAAACAACAGAAUGAAACGAGAUGUGGGAUUGAAGAGAAAUCAGCCUUGACUGAGUCCAGUGGACAAAGCAUACACAGUGCUGUUUGGGGCCCAAGAAGCCUCUCCCCAGCGGGACGAGGAUUAUUUUACCAACAUUCCACAUUCUACCUGGAACAUUAGGGCUUCCAAGAUUCUGUAAAUUGUGCUGGGAUUCAGGGCUCAGAAAGGCCAGCCUCAGAAGGGCCCGGCUGUGAUGGUUCACAGUCCCUGAGGAAGGGCCACGUGUCUAAUCAGUACCACCACGUCCACAUUUGCUGGGGUUAGGAGCCAUGUGCCGGCUGAGGGGAUGGGGCCAGCUCUUCCUGCCGGUUUUCCUCUCCUUGUUCCUCAUCCAACUGCUUAUCAACUUCUCAGACAAUGGGUUUUUUCACAUCUUCAGUCAGAGGAACAAGCAGAGAAGAAAAAGUGAAAUAGAGGAUGCAUGUGCUCAAAAGAGAAACUGUCAACUGUGCACAGGAGAUAAAAGAUGUAUUUGGUGCAGUGAAGAACGCAUUUGCAAAAAAUACUGUUUUCCAAAUUAUGGCUGCAGUAUCAGUUCUGUAUAUUGGGCAAACUGUAGGAUUGACAUGUUUGGAAUCAUAAUGCUGACACUUAUUGCAAUAUUAUCGACAGCAUUGUUGUGGCUUUGCUGUGCCUUUUACUUUUACAUGAAUGAACGUCAAGCUUAUUUUUAUGGAAGACAUGAAAGAACUAUUCAUGGUUGGGAUCCUGCAUUUGAUGAAUAGAUAACUGAAAAGAUGAAUCUUCCAGAGGGACAAGCAGAGAGUUUCUUCAAUGGCUGAACCUGAUCUAUCCUGGAGAACAUUUGUAUUUGACAAGAAUGUGAAUUCUGUUGCUGCUGUUGAAUAGAAUGUUUCAUGCACAGGUAUUUCUGUCAGAUCUAUAAAGAAUAAUUCAAAUCCAAAGUUUCCUUUUAUUUCUGACUGGAUUUUUUUUUGUCUAGACGAUGCAUACAUUGUUGAUUUCCACAUUGUUGAAGUUUCCUACUACUAUUAUCUUUCUCUUCAGAUCAAUCAAAUAUUUACAUGAUAAAUUUAAAGAUGCCAAUGUUGGGUCCAUACACUUUUUAAACUUAUAACUUUUAUAUUUUCUUGAUGAAUUGACAUUCUAUCACUAUACAGUAACUAUAAAAUGACAGUAGUAAAACCUUACCAAUCAAUUGAAUACAAAUAUAUUAAAUUCCGUAAUCAAAAGACACAAUGGUAGAAAAGAUUAAAAAACAAGACCCAACUGCAUGGUAGUCCUUUCAUUUCUAGGGACAUUCAAACUAAAAGUAAAGGUAUUGGGAAAGAUAUUUUAUACAAAUGAAUACCAAUUAAAAGCAUAAUUUUUAUGUAAUUAUAAUUUGACAUAAUUAUAUGAAAAAAUAGAAUUUAACCCAAAAACUAUAAAAAGAGACAAAGAAGGUCACUGUAUAAUGAUAAAGAGGUCGACUGAUUUACCUUAAAAGUCCAUCAACCAAUGAUAUGAGAUGGAAUACUUUUCAUGAAUUGAAUUUCCAUGGGUAUUGGAGUAUAUUUCUGUAUACCUCUUCACUGCUAUUGUUCUGCUUCAUCAUCCCCUAAUAUAAUUGUUUUAUUGUGAAAGCUAUAUAAUAAUUUUAUAUAUAUUAAUAAAUGAAACUACUCGUUUUAAGUUACUUUUUCUUCUCACUCUUUGUUUUUAUUAAUGCAUAUUUGCAAUACAUAAUGAUUCCAUUCAUUGUAAGAAAUUUGCAUUGUAAGAAGAUGUGUAUAUAUACAUAUUAAUUCAUUUUACUUUCUCUUUUCCUUCCCUCUCUCCUCCCUCUCUCCAUCUCUUGGUCCCCUUCUCAUUUGUAAACUCCAUCUCUAUGUUUCUUGUUUUUAUUUUUUCUCUUUAAUUUGUUAACACUAUGGGUUUCUUACAUGAGGGAAACUGUAUGAUAUUUAAGCUUGUGUAUCUGAAUGGUUUUCUCAUAUAAGAUAUGAUAUUUAAGCCAUAUGAUAUUUAGGCUUGCAUAUUUGAUGUAUUUUACAUUAUUUUCUCAAGGUGCAUACAUUUUCCUACAAAUAACUCAGAUUUAUCCUCUGUGGUAGCGUAGUAUUCCAGUGGAUAUAAAUACCAGUUUCUUUAUCCACUCAUCUGCUGAUGGACAUAUAGGCUGCUUCCAAGACUUAGCUACUAUGAAUUGUGCUGCUAUAAAUAUGGUGUCAUGGUUUAUGUUGGUGGCUCCCAGGCCUCAUGAGUUUGCAUUGUGCAUUUGUGAUGGUUCAUUGUCUAGUGUUUGGGUUGAUGGUGUCUGUGCUACACCCACAUAGGCGUAGAGCCAGGAUGUGAUGUAAUGGCAGGAAGAAGGUGUGUUUCGCUCUUUUGCCAGUUUCUGCCUUGCUGUUUGCAGCCGCCAUGAACUGUGGCCCAGCCAUGCCAGCCUGCCUUGGAGCCAACUGAGUAUGGACUGAAACCUCCAAAAGCUGUAAGAAAUAAAUCUUUCCUUUCCCAACUUUGGGCUUCAGGUAUUUUGUUUCAGUGGGUGAAUAAAAAGUAAGACAGAAUUUGGUACUGACAAGUGGGGUCGUUUGCUGUGACUAUACCUGACCAUGUUUUUGGAGAGGCUUUGGAAAUGACUUGUGGGCAGAGUUUGGAAAGGUCCGGACAUGUUGUCUGGAUGCAUAGAGCUGGAGCAGCUUAGGCUGUUCUGUAGAGGAGAUUCUGGUCAGAGCUCAGGAGACCAGAAGGCUGAUAGAAAGACCAGGUUAAAGACCAGGCUUGGGAGGUUUCUGCUGGGAAGAAGGACUACAUUGGUUGUUGAACUCCCCAUGAUGUGUGUUAGGGCUUGACAGAACGUUUGUGUGCAUUUUGUUCAUGCCCAGAGACUUUGCCUGAGACGAAGACAAAGAGCAAUGGACUGAUUAAUCUUGAAAAAGAAAUUAAAAAGCAAUUGAAUAUUGAGGCUGUGGCAUGGCUACUGUUGGGGGCUUUUAGCCAGCUUUAUGUUGCAAAUCAGGAGCAAAGAGCCCAGCAGGAUAAUUUGCAAUACUAUGACUUUGGCCAGAAGGAAAAUUCCAGGAAUACUAUGGAUUUUAAACAUGGAGCUGAGACUUUGCUGAGGAGAAACAGAGAGAUAAGAAAGAUGGCCCCAGGUCAUCCCAGGAAGCAUGGGGUCAAAACUGCAAAAGUGAAAGAAUUUGUUCAGAGGAGAGUGCUGCAGAGCACCAUGCUCCAGAAUGCAAUGGAGGCCACAUGAGGUUCCAGAAUGGUGGCAACAUAGAAAAGCUUUUCUCAUAAUCAGGUAAACAGAGCUCUGUGAUCCAGGCAACUGACCUCUACAGCCAAGAGAGAAAAGCCUGUCUACUGCUUCAGCUGGCAGCAGACCUUGGCGGCAUCCAUAUGGUGCUGAUUUUAGGUGCAAGGAAAAUGCACAAAUUCUGAGGGUAAGAUGGCUUCCACUUUGAUUGCAAAGCGGGGAGGCCAAGCAGUGUGCCCCUGAGAGGGCAAUUUGUGAAGAUGUAAGGGCGAAGCCAAAGGUACAAUGGAGACCCUAGAAGUUUGGAAAAGCCAGGAACGUGGAUGAUCCAAGGAAAGCCACAAAAAGCGAGCAGAGAAGAUUUAAGAGAAAAGCUUUGGGAGUUGAAAUCCCUGGUAGUGCCAUGGGGAUAGAAUCACCCAAGGUUUUUGGAGAUUGCAACCAGAUUGCUUCAGAUGCUGAGCAUGGAACUCUAGGACUUAAUGUUUGCCCUGCUGGAUGUUGGACUUGCUUUGUUUCCAAUGCUUUAUAUUCCCCUGUUUGUAACUUUUAGAAUGGUAAUGUUUAUCUUGUGUCUUUGCAUUUCAGAAAUGUUUAACCUUAUUUCAUUUGUACAGGGGUUACACUUAAAAGUUUACCAUAAAUCUUGAAGGAGACUCGAGGCUUGGACUAUUCAGCAAUGCUGAAACUGUUAGGACUUUGGCAACUCUUGGAGGUGGACUAAAUAUCUUUUGUAUAAAGGAUAUACAUGAGUCCUAGAGGCCAGGGGUGGAAUGUCAUGGUUUAUGUUGGUGGCCCCCAGGCCUCAUGAAUUUGCACUAUGCAUUUGUGAUUGGUUCAUUCAUUGUCUAGUGCUUGGAUUGAUGGUGUCAGUGCUACACCCACAAAGGGGUGGAGCCAGGAUGUAAUGUAACGGCAGGAAGAAGGUGUGUCUUGCUCUUUUGCUGGUUUCUGUCUUACUGUUUGCAGCCUCCAUGAACUGUGGCCCAGCCAUGCCAGCCUGCCUUGGAGUCAACUGAGUAUGGACUGAAACCUCCAAAAGCUGUAAGAAAUAAAUCUUUCCUUUCCCAA
Cavia porcellus (domestic guinea pig) is the source of this 22605-nucleotide messenger RNA. RefSeq names its product PTTG1IP family member 2 (gene Pttg1ip2). The record is from RefSeq and is a predicted model, not a curated record. Gene Ontology annotation, cellular component: nucleus; cytoplasm. The transcript has 7 exons. NCBI's taxonomy places the organism in Eukaryota, Metazoa, Chordata, Mammalia, Rodentia, Caviidae. Bases 18599 to 19054 code for a protein of 151 amino acids. Gene Ontology annotation, biological process: protein import into nucleus.